AUUAGCAACGAUUUUUAUGUUAUACUUGUUUUGUGAUACAUCAUGCCAGGUAACCGAGGUACUGGACAAAAGUCGUGACGCGUGUAAGAUAAUAGCGAAAGAUCCUUAUUUUGAUAUUGAUAUAGUAGUUGGCAAACCAUGGAGGAUCUAUUACACUUGGAAUAUGAAGUUGGAUACGAAGUGCUUGGAUAUAGUUUUCAAAAAUGCCACCCAGAAGAUUAUUAGGAGAAUAUGGUCAGAUAUGAAUAAAUACUUAGAGCAACAACCUUAUUGGGAGGCAGCGACCCUUCAUAUGUCCUUGGGCUCUGCCCAUCAUGAAAUACUUUUGUUUGCUGAUCAAGGAGCUGCCGGAGCAUUUUUGGGUGUACCCAAUAUCAUUCGGGAUCCUAAUGUUAAACCUAUGCGAAAAGGAGUACGCCUUAUGAAAUUCCAAAUGAAGUUAGUCCGCGAUUGUAAAUAUCUAUUGGUAAUGGACUGCCACGUCGGAGGAGCUUCUUUAGCAGCACGACCAGGUCAUCAUUCCUACCGCACAGAGAUUGCAGCCGAAGCAGAAAUUCUUAACCUCGGAAAUGGCUAUCCAGCUUGCGUUAAUGAAAAGAAUGACGAUGAGCACUUUCUCCGUUUGACAGUAAGUGAUACUCUAGAUGCCACGACCUCCGCUUCAAACAAAUUGAGGGACAUGGUUUACAUUUUUUCAAGAUUAAAAGAAAUUCCGAAAAACGACCAGCUGUCAGACGUUCCGGCGAAGUUGAGCUACAGAGGGCGCAGCGGGAAAUCCUGCCUCUAUCGAGGGCAUCAUCGGAUGCCUAUACCAGAGGCGGAUGAAGAGGAGUUUCAGAAAGCUUUGCAACAUAGAAAACCUAUAUACAGGGAAUCAAUUAAUUAA
This is a messenger RNA of Pararge aegeria (speckled wood butterfly), 886 nucleotides long. RefSeq lists its product as uncharacterized. The record is from RefSeq and is a predicted model, not a curated record. Bases 17 to 886 code for a protein of 289 amino acids. Lineage: Eukaryota; Metazoa; Arthropoda; Insecta; Lepidoptera; Nymphalidae. The transcript has 5 exons.